AUGUCCGAACCGCGCAGUCCUGAGCCCGAGCUCAAGCCCGCCGCUGAUGUGGAUGAACAAGAACAACAACAGGAAGCGCCCCCGACGCCCGGCGGCGACGCCGUUUCCGACGAAGAACCCGCUAAGGAGGUAGAGGCGGAGGCAGAGCCAGAAGCCGAAGAGCAACAAGAACAAGACCAAGGAGAAGAAGAGGCCGCGCAAGACAAUGGUGGCGAUAAUGAUGACGAUGACGACGAAGACAAGAUCUCCGACGACGAAUCCAUUCUUUCGGAAGUCGACGAAGCCCAGUUCGAGGACUUCGAUCCCGAGAAUGUCGACAUCGAGGACCGGCCGCAGCUGGCGAUUGACGAGGAUAACUUGAAGCUGAUCGGACGGCAUAAGCGGAAGCGUACAGAGGGCGGGGAUGAAGAGCGCUCGAAGAGGAAGAGAGAGGGACGUCGCGAGAAGAAGAGUCGGAGGAUGAGGGAAUUGGAGGACGGAGGCGCGAGUGACGAGGAGAAGGCUAGUCGGAGGAGAAAGAAGAAGGAGGCAGAGAUUGCGGAAGAGGAGUUGUUGGAUCCGGCUACGAAACGGCGGAGAGCUCUUGAUCGCGCGAUGGACGAGGCGCUGAAGAAGCCUACUAAGAGACGGUUCAGAAAGGCCGAUGGCAUUGACCUGGAACAAAUGGCCGAUGCUGAAAUCGAAGAUAUGCGCAAGCGCAUGACCCACGCUGCGCAGAUGGACGCUAUCAACCGUCGCGAGGGCAAGCCUGCCAUGCACAAGCUGAAGAUGCUUCCUGAGGUAGUCUCGCUGCUCAACCGCAACCAAUACGUCAACAGUCUGGUCGACCCCGAAAUCAACCUGCUGGAAGCGGUCAAAUUCUUCCUGGAGCCCUUGGAUGAUGGUUCCUUGCCGGCGUACAACAUUCAGCGGGAUCUGAUGACUGCGCUGGGCAAGCUGCCGAUCAACAAGGAAGCUCUGGUUGCCAGUGGUAUCGGCAAGGUCAUUGUCUUCUACACCCGGAGCAAGCGUCCAGAGCCCGGCAUCAAGCGCAUGGCGGAGCGCCUGCUGGCCGAAUGGACGCGCCCGAUCCUCCAGCGCAGCGAUGAUUACUCGAAGAGGGUAUACCAGGAGGCUGCCUUUGAUCCUACUAAACUGAGCACGACACGCACUCCAUCGGUACAGGCCACUGCUGCAGAGGCUCGUGCCCGUGAGCUACUGCCUCCUCGUCUGGCGAACCGCGCGCGCGCUGACAUGACUCACACGAGCUAUACGGUGGUGCCGCGACCGACGAUGGUACAGGAGAGCAAGUUUGCGCGACCUCUGGGAGCGAGCGGCGAGGAUCGCUUCCGUAAGAUGCGGGCGCGGCAGAUUGCGGCGAGCAAGGGAUCCCGUCGUUGA
This is a messenger RNA of Aspergillus luchuensis, 1380 nucleotides long. RefSeq names its product transcription factor SPN1 (gene IWS1). The transcript has 4 exons. Gene Ontology annotation, biological process: poly(A)+ mRNA export from nucleus. Lineage: Eukaryota; Fungi; Ascomycota; Eurotiomycetes; Eurotiales; Aspergillaceae. The record is from RefSeq and is a predicted model, not a curated record. The coding region runs from base 1 to 1380 and encodes 459 amino acids. Gene Ontology annotation, cellular component: nucleus.